AUGAACAAGCACGAGGGCCAAGACUCGACCCACGAAUGCUCGACCCAUCCCGGCUCCUUCUUGACCCAGACAUUGGCGGAGCUCAGUUGCGAGAGAGGACUGUGGUCUGCAGUUAGGGACGGAGACGAGCAAAAGGUGGCGAGCCUGAUCUCCAGGAAGGCAGACGUCAACGAACGAGACAGCUAUGGAUAUUCCUUGCUACACUAUGCCACGAAGAACGCGAACAUCUGCAAGUUGCUCUUAGAAAGAGGUGCCAAUCCGAAUGGAGAAACGAAGUUUGGAAAGGUAAGGCCGAUUCACCGGGCGGCCUACGCGGGCCACGCCAAGGUGAUACAGUAUCUGUCGGAAUUUGGCGCCGACGUGAACGCGCAAGAUGCCGACAACUCGACCAGCCUACACAAGGCGGCUCAACAAGGCCACUUGGAUACCGUGGCCACGCUCUUGAUGCACGGAGCGGACCCGACAGUUCGCGAUGUCAGAGGAAAUACGGCGGCGGACUUAGCAAAAAACGACCAAAUCAGGAAAAUGCUCGAAAAAAAAAAUUGA
Schistocerca gregaria is the source of this 546-nucleotide messenger RNA. Its product is annotated as ankyrin repeat domain-containing protein 39-like. The record is from RefSeq and is a predicted model, not a curated record. Gene Ontology annotation, molecular function: protein binding. NCBI's taxonomy places the organism in Eukaryota, Metazoa, Arthropoda, Insecta, Orthoptera, Acrididae. The transcript is spliced from 4 exons. The coding region runs from base 1 to 546 and encodes 181 amino acids.